This is a messenger RNA of Lytechinus variegatus (green sea urchin), 1592 nucleotides long. Its product is annotated as leukotriene-B4 omega-hydroxylase 3-like. Gene Ontology annotation, molecular function: oxidoreductase activity, acting on paired donors, with incorporation or reduction of molecular oxygen; heme binding; monooxygenase activity. The record is from RefSeq and is a predicted model, not a curated record. The coding region runs from base 1 to 1536 and encodes 511 amino acids. Lineage: Eukaryota; Metazoa; Echinodermata; Echinoidea; Temnopleuroida; Toxopneustidae. The transcript has 7 exons.
AUGGAUAUUGGCGGCAUUAGUCCAGUAGCCACUGUUCUUUUGUCAUGCUUGGUAAGCUUUUUGGGGUAUCGAUGUCUGAUCUGCGUUUUCACAGCAUGGAGGGAAGUCAAGAGAAUCCUUCAUAUUCGACGCACCCUUCCAGGCCCCAAACCUCACUGGUUGUUCGGCAAUGUCCUUCAACAACCUGGACCACUAACCCCUGGGUUAGAGUGGCAUCGUAACAUGGCCAAGACCUAUCCAAGACUUCAUGUCUUCUGGGCUGGUUGGAAACCGGUUGUAGGGCUGAAUCAUCCAGACUCGAUUCGGAAAAUUCUCACCGACAGUGUCGGAACAGUGAAAAGUUCACUUUAUGGUUUGUUUGAAGAAUGGCUCGGUCGAAGCAUGCCUCUAACAGAUGGUUACCUGUGGAAAAGACACAGGAAACUCAUUACAGGCACUUUCCACUUCAACGCUCUCAAAAAUAACAUUCCCAAGAUAAACCAGGUAGCAGAGACCUUGGUUUCCGUGAUCGCGCAGAGAUGUGAAGAAGGAAAGCCCCUAGAAGUCUACAAAUCAAUGAGUUCAUUUUCCAGUGACGUCAUUCUUCAAUGUGCAUUUUCCUACAAGUCUGAUUGUCAAAAGGUCGAAUCACAAUUCGUACAGUCAUCCCACAGCUUGACGGAUAUCAUUGCGAAACGGUACAGGUGUAAAACGGAAACGCGCAGCCCGGUCUUACCGUUUGAAUUCAUCUUCCGGAGAUCUUCCCUCUACAAACCAUGGAGAAAGGGGAUUAAUGUCCUUCAUGAAUAUAUCGAAAAAAUAAUUUCGGAACGAAGAGAGGAACACAAAACGAGGGGAUCUAACUUAGAAUACUUUAAAGGAAUGGAUCUCCUUGACACAGUAAUGUUAUCCAAAGACUCUGAAGGAGGACUAACGGAUGAAGAGAUCAGAGACGAGGCAAAUACUUUCUUGCUUGCCGGAAUUGAUACGACAUCUAGCGCCCUCACUUGGCUGUUGUAUUUGUUGGCAACCCAUCCAGAAUACCAGACCAAGGUACAGGAAGAGGUUGAUGAACUCUUCAAAGAUCGUACAAAUCGAGAGAUAUACAGUGAUGAUCUUCGCAAUACUCCAUUUCUGUUGAAAUGCAUCAAGGAAAGUCAGCGUAUUUACUCGACAAUCGCACCAGGCCGCCUCCUAACCGAACCAUUGGUUGUCGAUGGUCUAACCGUGCCAGCAGGAACCGAGAUUACAAUCUACACGUACCAACUCCAUCACAAUCCUGAUGUGUGGGGAGAUGAUCUUAUGGAAUUCAAACCAAGCCGCUUUGAUCGCGAGAACGUCGAGAGUCGAGAUGCAUUCGCUUUCAUUCCUUUCUCGGCUGGUGCGCGUAACUGCAUCGGCCAACAUUUCGCGCUUCAGGAGAUGCAAAUAGCAGCGAUUCGAAUGUUCGACAAGUUUGGCUUUACUUUGCUCCAAGAUUCCAUUCCAGUCUUCAGAUUAGUUAGCACACCACAGGAUGAAAUAUUACUUGGCAUUCAUCCAAGGAAUGAAGAGUAAUGUUCUAAAAGUCAAUUUAAAGGACAAGUCCACCCCAAGAAGAACUUGAUUUGAAU